AUGGAUCCAUCAAAGUACUGGAUGAUAUCAAGGAGGAAGCUGGGUGCAGAUCAGACGGCGCCUGCUGUCUUCAGCACGCCACACGUCACCGUCGGCGGCGGCGGUGGCAGCUCGGCCUCCUACUACGAGUCGUGGGAGGAACGCGCUUUCGCGGAGGAUUCCGCAGGAAAUCUCGGGGGUUGCAUCUGGCCACCGAGAUCUUAUUCGUGCAGUUUCUGCGCCCGAGAGUUCCGGUCGGCGCAGGCGCUCGGUGGCCACAUGAACGUCCACCGGAGGGACCGUGCAAGGCUCAAGCUCUCGGGGAUGAUGGAGGACGGUGGCAGCGACCAGGGCAUGCCACUGCAUCAAGGCUAUAUGAUCCAGCCAUGCCCACCUAAAAUUGGCGCUCCCCAGCAGCAUGCGCACGGCCCAAAACCUACUACUCCUAGCGCUGACGGUAACCCUAAUUCAAUACGGAGUGUUCUUUCGGUUCCAUCGAGAUCUUUAGUGGAUAUUGGCACAGCAAGGACCGUCUGGGGCAAGCAAGUUUUGGCUUCCCCACUCGCAUCGCCAUCGGCUACUCAAGAAUAUGGUGCGAAGGAGAUGUUUCUUCGUCCUUCCCAGCUUCCACGGGAUCAUCUAAACCAGGUAUCGUGGAUACGCUCUGAGCAAGAAUUGCGUGUUCGGAGUGGUGAAUUGAAGCUGAGUCUUUUGGGCUGCCGCACGCGAAGUAACUUUGAGGAUGAUAGCGAAGAUGAUGAUGGAAAGGCUGAUCAUUUAAGUCGCAAGAGAAGGAGAACUGAUGUGGAGGUAACCCAGUUGUUUCUGUGUUCUUCAUCUAGUAAGCAUCUGCAAAUAGACGAUCAUGAUGAUCGUGAUCACCAUGCCAAGGUACUUAAACUUUGUCCCAGCUCUCCAGCUGAUGAACUAGAUCUUGAGCUUAGGCUUUGA
Molecule: messenger RNA, 930 nt
Organism: Lolium rigidum
Lineage: Eukaryota; Viridiplantae; Streptophyta; Magnoliopsida; Poales; Poaceae
Product: zinc finger protein 10-like
Exons: 1
Coding region: 1-930 (309 amino acids)
Source: RefSeq, a predicted model, not a curated record